AACUGGCUCAAAUAUUUGUAUCAAAGAAUUUUGUUUAGUUUCUUAAUGUAAAAAAAUAAGAAAUAGAAAAAAGAAAAAAAAAAGGUGAAAAAUUCAUGUACAUGAUUCUGUGAUGAAAGGUUUGAUCCAUUCUUUAUUUCUUUGCAUGUUCUUAGUCAAUUACGAUUGUUGGACAAACAAUAAAUUGUCCUGAAGAGUAGGUUAAAAUCAUUAUCAAGUGGAUGUUGAAUAUUACACAACUAAUUUACACAGCCAUGCAUGUCAACAGAUCUUUGAUAACAUAGGACAUCAAUAUGACUUUUCAAACGACUUUUCAAUUGAAUCCUAUUCAAUCUAAGACAUUUUGCAUCAGUCAUUUGUAUUCAUCUGUGUUCAUCACUCAAAUCUGUAGUGCUAAGUAAAGAAACACACUUUCAAUCUCAUGUAUCUAAUGAUUUGAUCUCGAAUCUUGAGUUAGUAACAAUGAUCCUUGUAGUUGUUCUUAUAUUAGCUGUGCAUACCUUAGCUCAAAAUGAAACACACUUCAUUUACAAUGGUUUCCAAGGAUCCAUCAAUAAACUUCAUGUUGAUGGGAUCGCGACUGUUCUUCCAAAUGGUCUUCUCCAAAUGACUAACUACUCGAUCCACAAAACUUCCCAUGCUUUCUACCCGCAUCCUGUCACCUUCAGACCAAAUCGUAUAUCAUUUUCCACCACUUUUGUUUUUGCAAUGACUCCUCAAGUUCCAAAUCAUUCCGGCCAUGGAAUUGUUUUCGUUAUCAGUCCAACCACUAACUUCAACGACACACUCCCAUCCGCGUACAUAGGACUCUUUAAUCCUUCCACUGAUGGCCUUCUUACUAAUCAUAUAGUUGCAGUAGAAUUAGACACUGUCCAAAAUGCUGAUGUUGAUGAUAUCGAUGGCAAUCAUGUUGGGAUUGAUAUCAAUAGCCUCAAAUCUGUUGAUGCUGCUUCAGCAGCAUUCUACUCUGACGAAGAAAGGGUGAACAAAACCCUGCAGCUUAAUAGUGGCAAACCAAUGCAAGUUUGGAUAGAGUACGGCGAGGUAGACAUGCUGUUGAAUGUAACAGUUUCUCCAUUAAGUUAUCCAAAGCCUAGCAAGUAUUUACUUUCAAAGCACCUCAAUCUUUCUAGCAUACUCCUUCAUUCCAUGUAUGUCGGUUUCACUUCUGCUACUGGCCUUGUAUCAAAUUGUCAUUACAUACAAGGGUGGAGCUGGAAUCAAAAUGGGAAAGCGCAAGAUUUAGACCUUUCCAAACUUCCAUCACUACCAAAAAUCAAACAUCAUAUUAAAAAAAAACAGCUUAUUAUAUUUGUAGUUCUACUUGCUGUACUUUUGAUGUUUUUAGUAAUGAUUAUUGCGGCUGUUUGGUUUCUUUGGAGAAAAAAGUUUGAAGAAUUGCUUGAACCUUGGGAAAAGGAAUACGCCCCUCACAGAUACUCAUUCAUGGAUCUUUAUGUAGCAACAAAAGGUUUUAAGAACUCUGAGCUUCUUGGAGUUGGCGGUUUUGGGAAGGUGUACAAGGGUGUGUUACCUUCAAUAAAUCGCCAAGUUGCUGUAAAACGAGUCUCUCAUGAUUCUAAACAAGGGAUGAAAGAAUUUGUUGCAGAGAUCUCUAGUUUGAGAAAGCUAAGGCAUAGAAACUUGGUACAGCUCCUAGGCUACUGCAGAAGAAAGAGGGAGCUUCUUCUGGUGUAUGAGUAUAUGCCAAACGGGAGCCUAGACAAGUUCCUCUUUGACAAGGAUGGUAAAUCAAAUUUAUGUUGGUCCUCGAGAUUCAACAUCAUUAAAGGGGUGGCCUCUGCCCUUUUAUACCUUCAUGAGGAGUGGGAACAAGUUGUCCUGCACCGAGAUGUGAAGGCAAGUAAUGUCCUGUUAGAUGCUGAUAUGAACGCGAGGUUGGGUGACUUUGGUCUGGCUAGACUAUAUGAUCACAACAAUGAUCCUCGAACCACUAAUGUGGUAGGAACCAUUGGGUACAUUGCACCUGAAGUCAGUAGAACACAAAAACCUACCACCAGUUCUGAUGUGUUUGCUUUCGGAAUGUUUCUACUUGAGGUCGGUUGUGGGAGGAGGCCAUCAGGCAAGCAGUCUGAUAAUGAUGCAGAAGACUUUUUCCUCAGUGAUUGGGCUUAUGAUUGUUGGAAAAGGGGGGAAAUUCUUAUGGUAAGUGAUCCUACAUUGGAAGGAAAUUAUCAGGAAAAAGAGAUGGAACUAAUAUUAAAGUUAGGCCUUCUCUGUUUGCAUCCUAAGGCAGCAGAAAGGCCUACAAUGAGACAUGCUGUCAUGUUUCUUGAUGGAAGUGCAACUUUGCCUGACAUACCAUCUGAAUACGACCCUGAAAGCGGAAUUUACUUUGGGGAAGUUUGGGGAAAUUCAGGUUCAUAUCCAUCAUCAUCUGGAACUGCCUCUCUCACGUUCAUGUCUAGCUCGAAUUCAGUCCUUCAACGUGGCUGUUGAAUCAUGUAUUUCUAGUGUACUAGCUGUUAGAGUACUAGUUCAGAUAUUUAGUCUACCUUGUUAAUGAAUUGGCGUUAGUUAUUGCAAAAAUGUUAGGUUAGUAACUAUAACAUGCAAUGUUAGUUCUUGCAAUAUUGUUGUGUAACUCUAAUAUGCAAUGUCAGUUUGUUGGAUCAUGUUUUAUUUUGUGCUA
This is a messenger RNA of Chenopodium quinoa (quinoa), 2653 nucleotides long. RefSeq names its product L-type lectin-domain containing receptor kinase IV.2-like. The record is from RefSeq and is a predicted model, not a curated record. Gene Ontology annotation, biological process: protein phosphorylation. Lineage: Eukaryota; Viridiplantae; Streptophyta; Magnoliopsida; Caryophyllales; Amaranthaceae. Gene Ontology annotation, molecular function: protein kinase activity; ATP binding; carbohydrate binding. The coding region runs from base 463 to 2460 and encodes 665 amino acids. The transcript has a single exon. Gene Ontology annotation, cellular component: plasma membrane.